UGUAGUUUCUGUUUCACGGGGAGAUAAAUGCCCAGCGCACUGGUGCUGCUGUUCACGGUCUAAAGCAGCUUCCUGAGGCUGCAGAGCCACGUAGUCUGGUCCUAAACCAACACUAAAGACCAUCCACAGUCACCUCAUGAGAGCACAGCAGCCCCGAUGUGUGUCACGAUUACAAACAGUCAUGUGUGGACUUGAACAUGAUCGCAGGAAAUCAAGUUGCUCCUCCGCUUCGUGGCCCGUCGUGCGUAACAGGGAAGUGAGUCCAACCUACUUUCUGCGUUGCUGAAAGUUGUCUGCGCUCUGUGGGAUCUGCUCGGGGCUCAAAGUGCACCUUUCCCCCCCACCUCCUUCGGGUUUAUUUGACGGUACAUGUCCAGCUUUCAGGCUACAAACAUCAACGUUCAACUCGGUGAUGGAGGCAGGAAGGGUUCAGUAGGCUGCUGGUGCCAGGCAGAACGAGGAGGAAGAGACGACGACCACAGCGGUUUUUCAAUGUUUUGAAAUCUCUGUCUAACUGUAGCCCUGCUUGAUCAUGGCCCAGUGGAUACACAUGUACCAGAUGCUGCAGUGCCUGCCUGAUGACACAGUCAACAGCCUUUAUCCUCCAGCAACCUUCCCCAUUGAAGUCCGACAUUAUGGAGCUGAUUGGAUCGAGAGCCAAAGAUGGGAGGACUUUUCUAUGGAAAAGAUGGAGCAGGAGAGCAAGGCUCAGACUCUUUUGGAACAAACCGUCAGCAUGCUGCAGACAAUCGCUCAGCAGAAAACCGACGUAGUGGAGAGGAUGAAGCUGAUGCAGAUCAGCAGGAACAUGGCGAUGUUUCAGCCGCAGCCUCUGCAGUUUGUAGUAAUGGUCAGGGACAUCCUCAGGAAGGAAAGGGUUCUGAUCAGCGCGAACAACGCUCCGCAGUACCAGAUGUACCCGAGCAGAGACAACAUGCAGGACGUGGAGCAUCUGGGUGCGAAGGUCGUGGAGGUCCAGAAUAUCCGGAAGAAGAUGCAUCAGCUGCAAGAAGAGCUGAACUGGGAGAGGCAGAACUUUGAGAGCUUACAAGGACCAUUCCAGCAGAAUGGACUGGAUUCAGCACGAGCAGAAAUCCAGAAACUCCAGAACCACAUCCAGCAGCUGGAGUUCAAUGUGAACACGAUGGCCACGAAGCGUUUCCAGCUGCUGAAGGACUGCGUGGACUGUUUGGACCUCUGUCAGAGCCGACUCAUCACCAGGCUGAAGGACUGGAGGUGGGAGCAGCACAAGGCAGCCAUCGGACAUCCGUUCGAUGACAACCUCAUCCCUCUGCAGAACUGGUGUGAGCAGCUGCUUGGGAUGAAUGGAAACCUGAGACAAGAGCUGAUGUUGAUUGGAGAACGGAUCUCAGACCUCCAGGAAAGACUGGGCCAGCUUCUACAGGUUCUGAUUCAGAGCUCUCUUGUAGUGGACAAGCAGCCUCCUCAGGUCAUUAAGACUCAGUCAAAGUUCUCCACCACUGUGCGAUAUCUGCUGGGGGAGAAAGUAGCUCCCGGGAAGCCUGUGGUGCUGAAGGCGCAAAUCAUUAAUGAGCUGCAGGCCAGAAACCUGGGCGGUGUUCCAGGGGAUAAUGUCGGGGAGCUGAUCAACAACUCGGCCAUCCUUGAACACAACACAGCCAGCAAGAGCACAUGUGCCACCUUCAGAAACAUGUCCAUCAAGAAAAUCAAAAGAGCAGACAGGAAAGGAUCAGAGUCUGUGACCGAGGAGAAAUUUGCCCUUCUGUUCUCCACAGAGAUCACCAUCACAGGCUGUGACACUCCUUACAGGAUACAGAUGAUCUCGCAGCCGGUUGUCGUCAUCGUUCACGGCAGCCAGGACAACAACGCUGUGGCCACCAUCAUAUGGGACUGUGCAUUUUCUGAGCGAGACAGAGUUCCCUUCGUGGUGCCGGAGCGUGUGCCCUGGAGGAUGAUGUGCAGCACCCUCAACUGUAAAUUUACCUCUGAGGUCCAGACGCAACAUAAUCUGGACCACUACAACCAACACUUCUUGGCCCAGAAGAUAUUUGACAAGCCCGACUUUGCUGAAGACUUCAGCAACAUGAUGGUUUCCUGGGCCCAGUUUAAUAAGGAGGUGCUCCCAGGACGACCGUUCACUUUCUGGCAGUGGUUUGAGGGAGUGAUGGAACUAACCAAGAAACACCUGAAGACCUACUGGAGCGAAGGGCUGAUAUUUGGUUUCAUUGGGAAACAACAUCUGCACCUGAUUCUCAAAGACAGGCCCAAUGGGACGUUCCUGCUUCGCUUUAGUGACUCUGAGAUCGGAGGCAUCACCAUCGCUUAUGUGUCCGCUACUGAAAAUGGGGGACAGAAAAUCCAGAACAUCCAGCCUUUCACCAAGAGGGAUCUCGAGAUCCGUAGCCUUGGCGACCGCAUCCGGGACAUCAACCACAUCACGUACCUGUAUCCUGAGUUUCCUAAACAUGAAGUUUUCAAAAAAUUCUACACAGAGCCUCAAGUGCAGUCAUGUACCACGGGUUACAUCCCUGUGUCCCUCCAUACUAAAGUCGGCACGGAUGCCACGCCUAUGGGUCCCCAUAUGGCUCCUCUUGCUGAAAACGCUCACUUCUCUGUGGAUGCGUCAGCCCUGGGUGCUAGUUUGGCACCUCUCAAUGAAAACCAUCCCAGUGCCUUCCUAGGGGAUGCCACUCCCUCACCUCCCAAUAUGGCUUCUCUGAAUGAAAACUCUCACGUGGGCUUCAGCGUGCAUCCGUUCCAGUCACCAUUCAACUCACAGGAGAUCCCUUCAGACAUAAUUGAAUCUCCCACUACUCCUCACCACAUUCCUGCAGGGAACGAUAUGGACAUAGACUUGGACAGCAUUAUUGAGACUCUGAAUUCUUAAAAAGAUUUCCUGUCAGCUGUUGUCGGAGUGCAAAGCAGACGUUAAAUAGAGACUGAAGCCUCAUCUGCCUUACGUUCGUACGAGGGAUGUGCCCUCGUCUGUGCAAAUUCUCUUCUUUCGACACCUACGCUGUCAUGUACUUUUGAGUUAAAACUCUUGGGAGACAAAUGUGAUUUCUGUGGGACUCAACAUGCUGAGCUGAUGCUACAAGAAGGCAGGAAGUCAUUUCAAGGGCAAAGUGAGACUGAGAACAAACGAGAAGGAAAACGCUGUCACAGCAUCGGCGUCUCGUUGUGCACGUCUCCAAGAACCUUUUGUUUCCCUCACCUGGUGGUCGGUUUGUCAGUGUUGAUUUCUUUUACUUACUUUGCUUGUGUCGAGCAGUAGAAGCAGGUUACUGUACAGAUUACAGGGCUCUUUCAACAACAAGCAUGGAAUAUGUUGCAUGUUGUCCUCUGUGCUUGCUGUAUAUUUUUUAGUGAAGAUGAAUCGGGCAUAUUUCAAUAGUAUUUCCACAUUUGUGUUUUCUUUUAUAUGUACAUACCUACAGCAAGCUUUCUUGGAUAAUUUUAAUCAGUAUUUUGUAUGUUUAUUCUUUCUCAACUGCUUAAUUGUGAAAAUAGUGAGCUGGAUAUAAAUUUUAUUUCUCACUUUGAUGCCCUAAUGCAGAAAGAAACACACAAAAAAGAUAUGCAAGUGAUGAAACUGUGAUUUUAAAAAAAGUACAAAUAUAGUCCCUAUAUGCUGAAACACAAAUUCUAAACUUAGAUUUUAUUUUUUAUUGUUGUAAUGUUGAUUUAAAGGGGGAGUCUGGACAGAGAUAGUUUAUUUUUUACAAAGUAUGAGGAAUUAUUGAUUGUAUUUGUCAAUGUCUAUUGAUAUUGAUUGAGAAUUGCAUAUUCCACCUUUAAGUAUCGCAUAAGAUGUAUAUUUGCAGGGUUUUUUUUUGUUUUUGGGAUAUGGUUUUAAAGAUUAAAUAGAAACUAGGGAUGGUGUACAAGAUGAAAAGUAAAGCACCUCUGCAGUUAUUAGGAAACGUCACAGUAAAGAACAAUAUUAUUCUUAAACUGGUCCUGGGUAUCUUUCGCUCUAAAUCGUACUGCUCAUAAACCAACUUUUGCUUUUAUAGCAGGCUUUUCACCACCUACCAUCACUAUCAACACCAUGCAUGUAAUAAUAUAACAGUGUGUUGGAUGUUUCAUGUUGCAUAUACCCUUACUCAACCUUUUAUAACUCGUAGACUGACUUUGGAUAAGCGAACCUGAUGCUACUACUACAAUUCAUCUUCCACUGUGGUGACAAAUAAAAUCUCAGUUUUUCUCAAAAUAUCCAAAAUAUUUGUGUAAAUUUAUUUACAAGACAUUGCUCAUUUCCCUUAAGUUAAGAUUCACUAAUAUCACAGCUCUUAGUGGCAAAUUUGAAAUCACUGCACAUAGAGGAUUAUUUUCUAACAGACAGAUGAAUUGCAACCUUCACUGCCCGUGUGGCAUCACAGAUAGAACCUCAUCUCACAUCCUUUAUGUAAAUGGUUCUAGGUUUAGGUGUGAGAAGUGUAGUAUGUUAUGUUGGAUACAUCUAUGAUUUGCUUGUUCAGUGUAUGCAAAUGUAGGUCUGUCUUGUCUGGAACCAUCUAUUUAUUUUUCUACAUUGAGUCUAAAAGAAAACAGACAAAAAGGAAUUGAAAGCUUUUUCAGAUUUUUUUUGACAUAUAAAAAUAAUGAAUCAAUGGCAUUUUGAUUGGGAAGGUAUGCCUGUUACCAUGAAGGCUGUCCAUUGAAUCAAAGCAUAUUGAUGUGUAACAAAACUGGCAUCACUUCCAUGAUCCAUCAGCCAAAGAGGAGACGUGUCACUAGCAUGUCAUAUUUCCUGUCCAUCCAGUUUCAACAAUCAUGAAAUGGGUUUUUUUUUUUUUU
Amphiprion ocellaris (clown anemonefish) is the source of this 4782-nucleotide messenger RNA. RefSeq names its product signal transducer and activator of transcription 6, interleukin-4 induced (gene stat6). The transcript is spliced from 22 exons. The record is from RefSeq and is a predicted model, not a curated record. Gene Ontology annotation, biological process: defense response; regulation of cell population proliferation; growth hormone receptor signaling pathway via JAK-STAT. Gene Ontology annotation, molecular function: DNA-binding transcription factor activity, RNA polymerase II-specific; RNA polymerase II cis-regulatory region sequence-specific DNA binding. The coding region runs from base 533 to 2869 and encodes 778 amino acids. NCBI's taxonomy places the organism in Eukaryota, Metazoa, Chordata, Actinopteri, Pomacentridae.